Molecule: messenger RNA, 2436 nt
Organism: Hypanus sabinus (Atlantic stingray)
Lineage: Eukaryota; Metazoa; Chordata; Chondrichthyes; Myliobatiformes; Dasyatidae
Product: interferon-induced protein with tetratricopeptide repeats 1-like
Exons: 1
Coding region: 59-1528 (489 amino acids)
Biological process (GO): defense response to virus
Cellular component (GO): cytosol
Molecular function (GO): protein binding
Source: RefSeq, a predicted model, not a curated record
AGUUAAUAAGUCUGCUAUUUAUGGGAUUGUAAGUCAGACAUGCAGCAAGUGAUCUGAGAUGGAAUUCAUGAUUCCGUUUUUUCUCUCUUGCAGCAACACACCGGGAGAUUUAUUGAAAGAGAAGCUCGAUCAGCUGCAGUGUCACUUCACAUGGAGUCCACAGAAAGAAACUAUUGACUUGGACGAUAUGAUGUUAAGAUUGCAAGAUUCUCUGGCAUUGGGUAAAAAAUAUCAAGUUGCAUCGUACAACCAUCUGGCUUUUGUAAACUCUCUGCAGAGUCAUUUUGAAGAAGCCAUUCAAAAUUUAAAGGAAGCUGAAAAGAUUCUGAGGGAGGAGUACAAAGAUGAAUUUGAAAGAAGAAGUAUCAUCACCUAUGGAAACUUUGCCUGGGUGCAUUACCACAUGGGACAACUGACUGAGGCCCAGUCCUAUCUCGACAAGCUGGAGAUGAUCUGUAAACCGCUCAGUGAUGGCCCUCGCUAUACAGCAAUGAUACCCGAGGUGUACGGGGAGAAGGGAUGGUCAUUGAUGAGUUCUGCUGCUGAAUACUAUGAGGAGGCAAAGGAAUGCUUUUCAAAGGCUCUGGAGCAAGAUCCUGACAACACUGAGUGGAUAAUGGGAUAUGCAACUGCACUAUUUCGGCUGGAAGCAUUUUCUGGAACCCCAGAGAGUCGUGAUCAGAGUCAGUCAGUGAAGUAUUUCGGACGAGUACUGGAGCUUGAUCCAGAUGAUACUGUGGCCAUGGUGCUGUUGGCUCUAAAACUGCAGAGGUUAGGGCAAAAUGAGGAAGCAAAUGAGUUAGUUGAAAAAGCACUGACAAAGACCCCAGAUCUGCCAUAUAUUCUUCGCUAUGCUGCAAAAUAUUAUAGACAAAGGAGAUUUGUGGAGAAAGCAAUUGAGCUCUUGAAACAAGCUUUAGAAUUAACUCCACACUCUGGUUUCUUACACCACCAACUUGGAUUGUGCUACAGAAGUAAGCUGAACUAUACUCGUUGCAGAUAUCCUCGCAAUCCUGUAUUUCAUCAGAAAGCUGAGUUGAUCAAUCUGUGCAAGUAUCAUCUUGAAAAGGCUUUUGAUCACCGUCGAAGGUCAUUUAUUAGAGCACAACUGGACUUUGCAGACAUCUGCAUAACUAGUGGGGAAUAUUCCAGAGCAGAGGAGACUUACCGUAGAUUGGUGGAGUUAGUGGACAUUCGUCCAGAGAAUAUGCAGAACAUAUGUCUGGAAGCUGGGUUAUUUGAACUGUACCAGAAAAGAUCUGAAACAAAUGCUGUUCGCCUCUUCCUGAAAGGAGUGAAAAUUGAAUAUAACUCAAGAGAACGGGGAAAAUGUCGCAUGAAUUUGGAGCAGUGGGCAGAUAGAAAACUUAGUGUAAAUGCACAUGACAGCAAGGCUCUUGGUAUUAAAGCAAUUCUGUAUCAGCUGGAUGGGAAAAUGGGUAGAGCAACUGAAUACUUUGAGAAGGCCUUGGAGUUUGAUCCUGGCAAUGAGGAAUAUGUGAGUGCUCUUUCUCAAUUACGUAUUUGAGCACCACUGGAUGUUUAAAAGAUGUAUUUCCAUCUGAUCUGUGGAUAGGUUUGGUGGGUUGUUGCUUUACUAGUUAUAUCCUUUCAGCACCUUCUCUUACUCGUUAGUGCCUAAUUUGCAAAAAUGGUCUGUCUACAACUAUACCCAAUUAUUGCGUUUCUUUAAGAAAUCUUCAUUCCUCAAGUACCCUUUUACAAGUUUUGCUUCUCUGGUCUCCGGAAAACUGGGAUUGGGGAUAAUGCAGCAAGUAGAGUUAACUGAGUAAUCAAACAUUUUUCCACAUUUGUUUGUUACACCUAUUAACCAUUGAAUGUAUUUUACUUUUCACGUGGAUUUUGAUGUAGAAGUGUAAUGGUGGGAUGAUUUUUCGAGAGCAAUUUUAUUUUAAGAAUCAUUGUAAAAUAUCCUCUUCAGAUAUGUCUGGUAAUUAAAGCUUCAAAGCAGAGGUUGGACUUGUCUUGACAAAAUCAAAAGAACACAAGCAACAAAUCCUAACAGCAUGAAUCCAACCUGCUGAGUGUGGUGGAGGAAUGGCUUGGAAGGAGGAAUGACUGGCGAGUGGCAGUGGAGGGGUUUCGUGGAUAAUGAAUGGAAUUCCAAUCAGAUAUUAACAAAAAAUAUGAUAUCUCUGGUCAGGUUUUCUCUGAAAGAAAUAUACACUUAUUGAUAACGUUAUGAAUCAUUUUGUAAAGUGAAGGGGAUGAUUGCCAUUCCCAAGACAUACAAGUUAAUUGAAUUAAUCAGAUAGAACCACUUAAGUUGUUAGUGAAUUCAGUGUUUCCCCACCUUACAGCAGUUUGAGUACCACAAAUACUCCAUCAGAGAAUUCAUAGAUUACUCCAAAAUAAAUCAGCAUAUUGUAUAAAAGUUUGAUCUUACAUGCCUUGGAUGUGAAAAAAUAAACACAA